Sclerotinia sclerotiorum 1980 UF-70 is the source of this 969-nucleotide messenger RNA. RefSeq lists its product as hypothetical. The transcript has 2 exons. Lineage: Eukaryota; Fungi; Ascomycota; Leotiomycetes; Helotiales; Sclerotiniaceae. Bases 1 to 969 code for a protein of 322 amino acids. The record is from RefSeq and is a predicted model, not a curated record.
AUGCCUCAUAAACAUACUCGUAAAGGUGGGGAGGACAAAUCUACUAUUAACUUACCACCCACCACGAUCGCAAAACCUUUGCCUGUUUCCAAAUCUAGCAAUGCCAAUGGAAUCUUUACCAGUGAACUAGAUUCCACACGCAAAAAUAAUAAGAGGAAGAGAAAUACCAAUGCAGACGAUGAUACACCUAAAGCGUUUGCAAGACUUAUGGCUUUUAAGUCCGGACAGAAAUUACCAAAAGGAUUGGACGAUGGAUUGAAAAAACCAAAGGCCAAAAAAGCGAAGAAUAACGAUGGUGAUUCGCAAAAAAAGGAUGUGCCAACGCCAAAGAAGGAACCAGAAAUGGAAAUUCCGAAGAUUAGACCAGGAGAGAAGAUGUGGGAGUUUUCAGCAAGAGUUGAUGCAGCAUUACCAGUCGGAGGAUUAAUUCACAAGAGUGCUAAAGGUGGUAAAGAUCCAUUAGGUCUCAAGCAAGGACGUACAAAGACGGAGAAGAAGAUGCAUCGAAUGUAUGAUGAAUGGAGGGAAGAAGAGAAAAAGAUUCAGGAGAAACGACAGGAGGAAGCAGAGUUGAGGGAAGAAGAUGACAUGGAAAUGGAUGGAGAAGGACAAAUGCAAUGGAAAUCGGAAAUUAAUACAACUGGAAAAACAGGGAAGAAUAAGAAGAAAAAGAAGAAGGUGGUGGGAGAAAUAGAUGAUGGGAAUGAUGACCCUUGGGCAAUAAUUGCGAAGAAUAGAGGUGAGGUGAAGGCGGGUUUGAAUGAUGUGGUACAAGCUCCGCCGACGUUCACUAAGGUUCCUAAAGCUAAGUUCAAGGAACUUCAUGGAGCGAAGGUGGAAGUGUCAGAUGUACCCAAAGCAGCUGGAAGUUUGAGGAGAAGAGAAGAAUUGGGUGAAGAGAGGAAGAACAUUGUUGAAUCAUAUAGACAAAUGAUGAAGGAUCACAAGGACAAAGCCAAGUCACAGUAA